Messenger RNA from Oldenlandia corymbosa var. corymbosa, 1647 nucleotides. The record is from the annotation of a GenBank genome assembly. NCBI's taxonomy places the organism in Eukaryota, Viridiplantae, Streptophyta, Magnoliopsida, Gentianales, Rubiaceae.
AUGCUGAGUUCAAAUCGAGUGAUGAGUUAUGUCAUUGAUGAUUCCGGCUUGAUGAAUGCGGAAUGUAGCGGUAGAAAAUCCAUCAAACAAUCUUACUGUGCCAGCAAAUCAACGCAAGGUCACAGUUCUGUUGUAAAUCAGCUGGAAUCAGAUAACCAUAUCAAUGAGUUGGGGGAUGAUGUGAUGCUGGAUUAUGCUUUGGGCAUGGAAGUUACAUCUGCUCUGAAGGAAUGUGGAGAAGAUAAUAGCGGCAAUAAAUUGGGAGUUGAUAAUGUGAUGGUGGAGGAGGAUGCCUUGCAUAAGGAAAUUUCAUCUGUGACGAAGAAUAAUGAUUUGGCUGUUUUUACUUUAGUUGGCAAGACUGCAAGAAGUGAGAAAGAAGCUUAUGAUUUGUAUAAUGAUCAUGCCCGAUUGAUUGGUUUUAGUGUGAGAGUGGGAAAACAGAAGUUUAGAGCUGUGAGGGGUGAAUAUCUACGCUGUAGCCAGGGAAACAUCGAUUCAUAUCUUCCUGGUGACCCUUUCCUGGAGAGCAUUCGCAGAGUGUACAUAGUUGAAGCAUUUCGAAAGGUUCAGCAGUUGCACAAAGAUGGGAUGUUGUGCAGGCAGGAGCAGUUAGAGGUCUCAAAUGAUGGCAAUAUUGUGACGUACAAUGUUUGGCGGUUUGGGAUAGAGCACUUUAAGCAUGUGGUUGUACAUGACACUAGGUUACAGAGAUUGUCAUGCACGUGCAGGUACUACUCUGAGGCGGGCAUGCUUUGUUGCCACAUUCUUCGAAUCUGUCAUGUAACCUCUGCUGAUGAGUUUCCUAAAGAUUAUAUAUGUAUGAGAUGGACAAUAGGUUAUGGUGCCAGGUCAAGCAUAGCUAAUGAGGGAGAUGGAAAAGCUGCUGGGCCAUUGCUGUGGAAGGCACUAAUUAUGAGACGAUUUUCAGACUUGUUGUAUGCAAGUGAAUAUAACAAAGAUACAAAGAAAUGUUGUGACGAGGCGGUUGACAGGCUUAAAGAAGAACUUGGCAGUUUCAUUGGUUCAAAUAAUAAUGAUGAGUCUGUAGACAAUGAUGGUGUUAUAAAGAAUCCGGCUGUAAAGAGGAAUAAGUUUGGUCCCAGGAACGAAUGUCCUAAAAGCAUAGUUGAGAAGGCAUGUAACAAAGUCAGAGGCAGGAAAACAAAUGCAAGAAUUGCUGCUGACCGAACAAGAGCUUCAGUUGCAUCAGACCUGCAUUAUCAAAGCAUGCCAUUUCCUUAUCCAAAGGGAGCUGCUCAAGAUUAUUCAGGCUCAGGAAGUUUUGCUAUUGUGAAUGCUUCCCAUCAAAGCAUGCCAUCUUUGAACGUAAAUUUUGGUGGAUUCCCAUUUGCUAAUCCAAGCGUAGCUGCCCAGGAUUUUUCAUGGGCAGGGGCUUCCGCUUCUGUGAAUGCUUCUGAUCAAAGCAUGCCAUUCAUCAACCAAAAUUUCAGUGGAUUCUCAUUUCCAAUUCCCAAGGGAGCUGGCCAGGAGUUUCAAGGCGCAAGCACUUCCACUGCUGUGAAUGCUUCUCAUCAAAACAUGACAUUCAUGAAUCAAAACUUUGGUGGGUUCUCAUUUCCUAACCGAAGGGAAGCUGCCAGGGAGGCUGGAGCGCAGCGUUUCUUCAACAAGAUGUUUUAUUAG